UGUGCGCCCCGCCCCUCCUUCUCCUCCUCCCGUGACUGACUACCAGCAUCACUGGCAGCACCGCGAUGCUGUCAUAAAGAAUAAAUUCCCGUUUGACGAUCCUGAUAGGGGGCUGUCGUAUUUUCUGAAUGAGUAAUUGCGGCAGGCGGCAUUUAUUCGUAAGUGUAAGCUUGUUAUGCGUUCCUGAACGCGACCCAUUUUGGAGACAAAUAGAAGCUGCUUGUUAAAGGCUGUUGCUUUUUUUCUUUUGGGCUGUGAAAGAUACCCAUGCAUCAUAUGCCGUAGACUGUAGCUGGUGGAUGUGAAUACAUUUCUUUCUCAGUCGGAAUUUUCCAAGGACACCAAAUUGCGGCAGCGAUGAGCACGUCUGCCGGCUAGACGGAGCAUGUCACAGAGGGGCUGUUUCUCUCAGAGCUGGUCAUUUAGUUUUUAGAGUUAUCCGUCAUUUCCAGGGUUCAAGCUCAUCAUUUGAUUCACUGCCUGGUUUUUGGGAUGCCACGUCAUGAGGUGAUCGCCUCUGACAGAUGUGUUACAGCUGCACAGGCAUAGGCUAGAUUCCCCGAUUCCGCUUGUUGAUGUGAUACAUGUUCAAUCCUCGCUUUGGGUACGAGCGGAUCGCAUCAUUCAUUUAAUCUUCGGGAUUGCAUAAGAUGAUACCUGGAUCUGCCGCAUCAAUGCUACCAUCUGCAGAAGCUGCGAAAUUGUACCAGACCAAUUACGUCCGCAAUUCCCGUGUUAUCGGACUUCUGUGGGCCAUUUUCACUAUCCUGUUCGGUAUUGUUAACGUGACCAUCUUCUCGCAGCCCUAUUGGAUUGGGGAUGGCAUGGACACGCCGAAGGCCGGCUACUUCGGCCUUUUUCACUAUUGCAUCGGGGACGGACACUCCAGGAACCUGGCCUGCCAGGGCAGCUUCACUGAGUUCUCCGCCAUCCCCUCCGGUGCGUUCAAGGCCGCCUCCUUUUUCAUUGGGAUGUCCAUGAUGCUUGUGGUCACCUGCAUCGGCUGCUUCAGUCUCUUCUUCCUCCUCAGCACCUCCACCGUGUAUAAGAUCUGUGGCUGGAUGCAAGCAGCAUCAGGCGUUUGUCUGGUGCUGGGUUGUAUGAUCUACCCUGAUGGUUGGGAUAGCGACGAGGUCCGGCAGAUGUGUGGACAGCAAACAGACAAAUACAGCCUGGGGGCCUGCUCGGUGCGCUGGGCUUACAUUUUGGCAAUCAUGGGGAUCCUGGACGCUCUCAUCCUCUCCUUCCUGGCCUUCGUCCUGGGGAACCGGCAGGAUGGACUCAUGACAGAGGAGCUGCUGGCUGAAAGCAAGGAGGGAGGGAAUGCCUAACCAAAUCUUUAGAUUCUUUAAUUUAGAUGUGUUCACUUUCAUGAAGAACCAGUCCCUCAAAAUCAAGUUACUGGAGGAGGCCAGUCUGGGUGUGGGGGAGGAAGAGUGAUAUUAUUGAACCAGUCAGCCUGCCUUCCACAUCAACCUGCCAAAAACCCAAUAUAACCUACCUUUGAAGCCUGCCCAUCCACCUCACAGUCUCUACAUCAUCAUCAUCAGCACUUAUACAGAGCCCAGUAUCCAAAUGUGACACUGGCUUCACAGAACUAUCCCUCGCACAGCAUUGCGUAGACCACGGCAGGGGCAGAGACUGUUGUUAUGUUGAGAAGGACAUUUUAUGGACACCCACUACCUAUGAAAAGACACAGGGUUGACAUUAGACACUUGCAGUGCAAGCACAGUGAAACACACACAUACACAAUCAUUAACACAACUGUACACAAACAGCUCCUUCAUAUUAAAUAUUAAAUGAUGUAAUUACAAGUAUUUAACUAUGUUAACACUUAGAUGUGUGUGUCACAGUCAGAAUGCAUAUCAUGUUUUGUGAAAAGAAGAAAAAGAACUGCUUUUAGAUAAUAUCUGGUUAAUGUAAAUCUGUUGUGUUUAGGUUUGACAAAGAAAUCAAAGUUUUAGUUCAUUCUCUUGCUCAUAUGCCACUUUGUUCUCCCUACUGUACUACUAGAAAAAAAAAAAGAUAUUUAAGACUUUUAUAAAAUAUCAUCUAACAGAAACAACUUGUAUUACAGAGUAUGUACAGUGAAUAUUUAAAAUAAUUUAGGAAUUUUAACUGAAUCCCUUCAAUGAUCUGCUAGCUAACUUUGCACAAUGCUUCAUUUUGAGAGGAAACCUGAUGUUUUCUAGGUUGUGUAUCUACACUGUGAUGGUGGCUAUCAGGACUGACCGCUGCAGGAUUCUUAGCUACUGCGUGAGUGUGAUUCUGUAUGAGUGUGUUUGAGUGAGAGCAUGCAUACAGUAAACGUUGGUGUGAGCGCGAUUUGUGUCAUAGUUUGCUGGGUUAGUGAAGCAACAUGCCAGCCUCACACUCAAUUGUCCUGUUGUGUAGCUAAAGCUGUGUCUCUGUGUCUGCUGUCGGAUCUUUCUGUUUCUCUCUCUUUGAUUAUAUUCCUGUCUAUGUUUAGUUGGGACACACAGGGUAACAUAGAGGAGUGGGAGCAUGAUGCGGAGUGACUACUGAACUCUACUAAUGAUGAGCUAGGCCUGUCCCAGCCUCACUUGUGGAUAUUUUCCCUGUUUAAAAAGAGAUAUGUUGUAGAUAUUAAUAAUAAUAUGGGGAAAGGGGUUAACUUAGAGCAAUUAAAGAGGUUCCUUUAAGAAUAUGUGAACACUUAAUAAAGCUUUUCACU
This is a messenger RNA of Melanotaenia boesemani (Boeseman's rainbowfish), 2695 nucleotides long. Its product is annotated as LHFPL tetraspan subfamily member 3 protein-like. Lineage: Eukaryota; Metazoa; Chordata; Actinopteri; Atheriniformes; Melanotaeniidae. Gene Ontology annotation, biological process: sensory perception of sound. The transcript is spliced from 4 exons. Gene Ontology annotation, cellular component: plasma membrane. The record is from RefSeq and is a predicted model, not a curated record. Bases 651 to 1331 code for a protein of 226 amino acids.